AUGGACCAAGAUGCACAAGUAACCUCAGGGUAUGCAACGCUUAUGGAUUGUUCCAUCUGCCAUGCCGAAAUGAGAACAGAAUCGAUAUCAACAGUUCGGGGUCACAAUGACGAGGUCGGACAGUGCUCGUGCAGCACUAGUUCAACAUCAAGGUCUUCUCCGGCACCUUGUGAUACGCUACUGACAAAACCAUUUGGUUACAAGAACCAUUGUAACGCUAUCGCAUGGUACCCUGCGGAUGAUCACAUUUUCCUAUCGGCAGGAGACUCAAUGAUCAAUGUGUGGGACCUGAAUAUCGUCGACAUAGCAUACACUUUCAAUGUUCGGCUUUCCGCUGUGAAACAUAUUGCAGUGGGCCAAACUAAAGGGACGAAUCCGGUCAUCGUUGUAGGACUUGCGUGUGGAUCGAUAUCUACCUGUGAUAUGAGGUCAUCUGCAACAUUCAACUAUCCCAAUAAUUCGACCCGUGGCGAGGUUACGGCGUUGUAUUGUACACCUCAUAAUGAGCAUUUGGUCGUGGCUGGAUAUGAGGAUACCACCGUUUGUAUAUGGGACCUACGCCGUUAUAACCGUCCAGUGGCUCUACUGGGAUCCAAAGCUGAAAUUGCUCCAUGGUCGGUAGUAAAUGGUUGCCACAUAUCUUAUGGCGAUGGCUCUAAGUCUGCCACUGAGAUUCCCUUUUUGCAUUCUCAGGAUUUUGAAAAUGAGGAGGAUAUCUGGUCGUACGUGAUGCAGGAGUCAAGUAGCAGUGGUCCCAGUAGACCAAAUUCUACCUCCGCCGCAAAAUCGUCUUUAUCUGCGCGCAAAAAACAGUCUACUCCUGCUGCUUCUAAUCCCCUAUUCGACCCGAAGAUGUUUACUGUACCUACAUUACAGCUAGACAGACCGCCACCAAAAUCAAGACGAAACAAGUCUACAAUAUCAGUGACUGACAUAUUGAUGUCAGAUAGUAGUGGAGCUGGUGAUUCCGUAUCUUCACGCCAGUCUGUAGGCCGUGUUCCUAAGAGGGACCCUAAAUCUCGUGCUGGUAGUAAGUUAUUGGCGAAAUACGUUGCCGCUUACAAACGAUAUCGUGCAAAUUCUACCCUUGAGGAUAUCGGAACUUUGCCGGGCGAAAGAGCUGCGAGUGUGGGCCGAAGCCCUGCUCGGCGUCCCAUGACAUUAUCUGAAAGAAAAGCUUUAGAGAACAAAAGUCAUGGUAUGCCUACAGCUUUCGAUUGCACUUUGGAUGGUAACACAUUAUUCGUAGCACGUCACAAGGGUCAUGUGGAGAAGUACGAUGGUCGAAACUAUCGCUACAUCCGCCAUUUCGAUAUUGCUGCGCUUACACAACCUUAUCAUACCGGCGAGCCUCCGAGUUAUGCACAGCGCAUGUAUCUAAUGGCCAGGGAUGCAGGGAAUUGGUUGUUGUUUAAUGCCGGUGAUAAGCUGGCUGUUAUUGACAGUAGCCGGGGUACCCUUGGUAGUAUAAUUGGGAUGCGAUGGGAGAACCAUGAGAUGUUAGUUGACGAAAGUGUCCCAUCAACUAUGGAUUCCACCGUUCCUAGGCAGAAGUAUGUUACCGAUUUUACUGCUCUACGUGGUCGGCGUGAUAUUUACGCCUUAAAUGAGCGUGGUGAGCUAUUUGUUGUACACCCGGUAGGCUCGAUUAUGUCGAACGCAUUGACCUAUUCCCACCGGAAUGGGAGCGAAGCGCCUGUAAGUGAAGGCAUGUGCAAGCCAUCGGAUAAUCCGGAGCCAUUAGAGCCUAUCGUGGAUCUAAAACAUCGUCGUAAAAGAAGACUAACAAUACUGAUGGUAUCUGAAUUUUUCUAUCCAGAUGUUGGCGGUAUCGAAACACACAUAUGCGCUUUGUCUACAAAGCUUAUUGAAAUGGGACACUGCGUGGUCGUUGUGACAAGGCACUUUGGAGAACGUCGUGGAGUGAGGUACAUGUCUAACGGCAUGAAGGUUUACCAUAUACCUACGGUAUAUUUAGUGAAGCCAUGUGGAUUACCAGUGUUCAUAACAACCUUCUUACUUGCACGAAAUAUACUCAUUAGAGAACAAGUGGAUAUCGUGCAUUUCCAUCAGACUUCGUCACGUUACGGCAGCGAGUUCGCCCACACAGCAUAUAUGCUGGGUUUGAAGUCGGUAUUCACAGACCAUAGUCUCUUUAGUUUUGUGGAUAUCGGCCCGAUAACUCUGACCAAUUACUUGAGAUCGCAAUCAAGUAUCAUCGAUCAUACCAUAUGCGUUUCAAACACCCACAAGGAGAACCUUGUAUUGCGCACCCAAAUGGACCCAACCAAGAUAUCUGUAAUCGGGAAUGCCAUAGAAUCUGAAUCUUUCAAGCCUCGAUUGACUGAUAGAAAUGACGGCAAGAUCGUCAUAGUGGUAAUUAGUCGUCUCACUGAGAAGAAAGGCGCCCAUUUGUUAAAUGAUGUGAUACCCCUCGUAUGCAAAAGGUAUGAAAAUGUAAACUUCAUUAUUGGUGGUGACGGACCGCUAUACUCCAACAUCGCAGAGCGCAUCGACAAACUAUAUCUACACAAAAGGGUUACUCUACUGGGUGCGGUACCUACAUACAAGGUCAAUGAUGUGCUAAUCAGAGGUGACAUUUUCCUUAACACCUCAAAGAGCGAAUCUUUUUGUAUCGCGAUACUCGAAGCGGUUUCGUCUGGGCUGCUUUGCGUAUCCACUAAUGUAGGAGGUGUCUACGAAAUAUUGCCACGAGACAUGGUACUGCUCGCAAACUAUUCGGCAGAAAGCGUUGCCAAUCGCAUAGAAGAUGCUAUAGAGAGGUUGCCAACUAUCGAUCGACAGGGGUUCCAUGAUAGGAUUGCGAAUAUGUACUCUUGGCGUAAAGUGGCCGAACAAGUCCUUGAAAUCUACGACAAGGUAUUGUGUCAACCGUCAAUUAGCCCUUUCGAACUCAUAUACCACUAUUGGGAAACAAAAUCGAUAUUCCGUAAGUUGCACGAUACGUGUUUAUUUACAUUAAUAGGGGCCAGCCUAAUUCUAGUUGUCACGUUGCUAUAUAUCGAGUGGUGGAUCGCUGAAUUGAUAUACCCUAGGGAUGAAAUCGACAUCGCACCAAAAUGGUCUCGUCAUGGAGACUGCGCAAGCGGGGUGAAACGUAGCGGUGGUACUACAUUAAAUACGGAUAAGCGUUCAAAGCGGCGCUUAUCGAGGAAAACUGAUGAUGAAACAACCAUGUUUUGA
Babesia sp. Xinjiang is the source of this 3204-nucleotide messenger RNA. RefSeq names its product Phosphatidylinositol N-acetylglucosaminyltransferase GPI3 subunit. The transcript has 12 exons. The record is from RefSeq and is a predicted model, not a curated record. Gene Ontology annotation, cellular component: glycosylphosphatidylinositol-N-acetylglucosaminyltransferase (GPI-GnT) complex. Lineage: Eukaryota; Apicomplexa; Aconoidasida; Piroplasmida; Babesiidae. The coding region runs from base 1 to 3204 and encodes 1067 amino acids. Gene Ontology annotation, molecular function: phosphatidylinositol N-acetylglucosaminyltransferase activity; protein binding. Gene Ontology annotation, biological process: GPI anchor biosynthetic process.